AUGUCGGACAUCGAAUCUCUCCCCGAAUCCCCUCUGCCCGAUCGCGACGAUCAUGCCGAUAAUGAAGAACCUCGCGAAGGCGCUGGGGGCGCGACUGCCAACGAGCUUUCCGACGACGACCAGUUGUCGGAAAUGGACGAGGACCAAUUCGAAGACUACGACCCAGAGACAGCCAACAUCGAAGACCGACCAGUAGCUGUUGACGAAGAUGUGGCCAAGACUCUCAAGGCGUCUAAGCGAAAGGUGGCAGAUGGCGCGAAAGCGAAGAAACCGAAGGAGGGACGCAGGGAGAAGAAACGGACACGCGACGAUGAGGUUUCUGGUGAGGCGGAUGGUGAUGCCGGGCGACCUGCUCGCAAGUCGAGACGCCAGGCCGAUGGCGAGAGGAAGCCCCGGCCUAGGGCUGCUGAGCCCGAGGUUGACGACGAGUCCCAUCUUACGCCAGAGGAGCGUAGGCGGCGCGCGAUCGACCGGGCGCUGGAUGCUGCCAUGAAGGGGCCUGCGAAGCGGAAGAAGAAGAAGGACGAAAUUGAUCUGGAGGACGAGAUCGAUGAGCAGAUCGCAGACCUGAAGGUCGCCAUGGAAAAGGCUUGUGAGGCAGACAACAGCGCACGCGAGGCCGGUCAACCAGCCGUUCACAAGUUGAAGCUCCUGCCUUCGGUGACCGGUCUGCUGAACCGGAACAACAUCCAGCACGCCAUUCUCGACCCCGACACCAACUUUUUGCAGCACGUCAAGUUCUUCCUCGAACCCCUGAAUGACGGCAGUUUGCCCGCAUACAACAUCCAACGCGACAUUUUCAGUGCGCUCAUCCGGCUCCCCAUCGAGAAGGAGGCGCUUCUAAGCAGUGGCAUCGGCAAAGUUGUUUACUUCUACACCCGCUCGAAGAGGCCCGAACCUAGCAUCAAGCGCAUGGCCGAGCGCCUCCUUGGCGAUUGGAGCCGACCUAUCCUCAAACGGACAGACGACUACAAGAAGCGCCACGUUGAGACGCGCGAAAUCGACUAUGAGGCUCUGAAGAUGUCGCAGCGCCAGGCUGGCAGCUCCCAGUUUACCCUUACCCAGCGGCCUUCCCAGUCUGCCAGGGAGCUGGAGCGUGAGGCCAUGCUGGCGCCCGUCGUCACCUCGAACCGUGCUCGUCCCGGUGGUCUCCCUGACAGCUACACGAUUGCGCCCAAGAGUACGUACGACGUUUCGCGGGCCCCGGAGCACCGCCCCAUCGGUGCCGGUGGCCUGGAAGCAUUCCGCAAGAUGACGCAGAACCGCAAGAAGCGGUAA
Molecule: messenger RNA, 1278 nt
Organism: Colletotrichum graminicola M1.001
Lineage: Eukaryota; Fungi; Ascomycota; Sordariomycetes; Glomerellales; Glomerellaceae
Exons: 3
Coding region: 1-1278 (425 amino acids)
Biological process (GO): poly(A)+ mRNA export from nucleus
Cellular component (GO): nucleus
Source: RefSeq, a predicted model, not a curated record